ACCAAACACAUCUCUCUCUCUCUCUCUCUCUCUCUCUCUCUCUCUCUCUCUCUCACACACACACACACACAUUGAUACACACACAAACCCUAAUUUCAAUUCUCUCCCCAUCUCUGAAACAAUAUCUGGGCUGGACUCUUGGUGCUCUGAAAUGGCAACAAAAGAGGCAAAAAAAGAAGCUAGGAAAGCAGAACAGAAGAAGGCUCCUGAACCCAAAGAAACUCUUCCUCAAGAACAGGACAACCUCCCACUUCUUUCUUACAAGACAUGCAGCUUGGCAGUCUCCAUUCACUGCGAAGGCUGCAAAAGAAAAGUUAAAAAGAUCCUCACCAGCAUAGAAGGUGUUUAUAAGGUAGAUGUCGAUGCGAAGGAGCAUAAGGUAACGGUGAUCGGAACCGUCAAACCGGAGAUUCUGACAAAGAAGCUUCUUAAGGCCGGAAAACUUGCCAAGAUCUUGCCGGAAAACUCCUACCCGAAAGAGAACAAACCGGAAAAACUCGACCCGGUUAACAAAGGUGAAAAGAAAACGAAGAAGAAGAAACAGGAGAAAACCCAACUCGCUGACGACGGAGCUACCACAUCCGGCGGCGGUCGUUGCCACGGAGCUAAACCGGAGACCGGUAAAACCGGCAGCGAGGCUAUUAAACCCCAAACCGGUAAGGAAACCGAGAAAAACGGCGAAUCCGGUAGUCCGGUUAAUGAGGAGAAGACCGAAAACAAGGAGACUGUGAAUGAAGCUGCCGGUGAUCCGUCACCGGCGGCGGAAGGGAGCGGCGAAGCCAAAAAGGCUGAAGCAGGUGGAGACAGCGGCAGUGGCAGUGUAAGUAAAAAGAAGAAAAAUAAGGGUCAGAAGGGUUCUACCAAUACACCUGCCCGCACGAAAUCACUUCGUCCUCCAGUCCCUCAGGCGAAUCAGGACCGUCCAUCUAAUCACAUCGACGGAGAUCAUGUGAUGACCAAUAAUAUUCUGCCACCUCACCAUAUGUAUGCUUAUCCACCGAGUUACUAUGCACCUCCGCCUCAUCCGCCGGUGAUGUACGGUGUGAGCUACCACAUGGCGCAGCCUCCUGCUACCGUAUACGGUGAGUCAUAUUAUACAUCUCCGUAUUCGUACUCGUACAUGCACGCUGGGUCUGCACCGUCCGAUCAAAACCCCUAUCAAUCUCGACCGUCCGAUUCGCUCGAGCCGGUCAACGACGAAAACCCUAGCGUUUGCUCCGUCAUGUAAAUUACCAAAAUGGAUCCUACGGGGAGACUUGGAAUGCUUAUGCAAUUCGCAUGAGUGAUAGUAUUUUGGUAAUUUACGUAAUUUGUCGUAUUUUAAUAGAUAUUAGCUUUUGUUUAAUUGAAUAAUUUAGCUUUCUUUAAGCUUUUGGAAAGCAUCCUCUUCUUUUUUUUCUUCACUUUAUAGUGUUGGCUAAGUAAAAGGAAAGGCUCAAAGUCGUCUUUGCUAUGCUUAGUGCAAUGAGACAUUAUGAUGUGUAAAGUGUAGAAGCUUAUUUGGCAUUUUUGUACUUUUGUUUGCUAAUUGCAAUGAAAUACUUUAUAGUUUUAAUAAAUUGGUGGUUGCAUAGUGA
Molecule: messenger RNA, 1577 nt
Organism: Tarenaya hassleriana
Lineage: Eukaryota; Viridiplantae; Streptophyta; Magnoliopsida; Brassicales; Cleomaceae
Exons: 3
Coding region: 152-1228 (358 amino acids)
Molecular function (GO): metal ion binding
Source: RefSeq, a predicted model, not a curated record